AUGACAGACAGAUUGACUCAGUUGCAAAUAUGUCUGGAUCAACUUUCAGACAUGUUUUUUGCUUCGUUGUCAUAUGUUGAUCAAAAUCAUAUUGCUGUGAGAUUGACAGAGGGCGACGAGAUGUUGCCUGAUCCUGACCAUAACCCCCCGUCAGAGGCAGAUUUCAAGGCCAACUUGGUGGAACUUACCUCGGACAUCAUCCUCAAAACAAAACAGAUCCUCACAAUCAUAGACACACUUCCAGGAGUCGGAGUGAGCAAAGAAGAACAAUUGGAACGAAUAGAAAGUUUAUCAGGAGAACUCAGAGAAUUGGAAAAACAAAAGGAAGCUACACUCAAACGAAAAGAACAGUUGAGCGAAUUGGUUGACGAGAUGAUCAUACAGGUCAGCGAUGGAAUCGCAAUGAUCACUUGGAAUGCCUUGAAUCCAACGAAUCCCACAACCACCAUAAUUACUGUCCAGUACACAACAGGGUUCCCUGUUGACCAGAUUUCUUCGUCUCCGUUUCUCCAUAGAAGAGUUUUCUCCUCUAAGAAUGGCCAUCACCGUUCAAAAAUUGGUUUCUCAAUGCAAAUCACCUCGUCGUGGCCUUGUGCCCAACUUGGAAGCGCGUUUUCUGUUGCCAUAAGAAAACACUUGUUUCUGACGUUGUAUAUCUGGAAAACGGAUUCAAUCGCUCUGAAUCGUUUACUGGCUGCGGAAGUUGAAUAUCUGCUGGCUGGACGCAACUCGAAAUUGAUCCAGUUUUCUCCUUCCCAAGACGAGUUACCAAAAAUAGACACUGGAAUCACCAGCAACAAGCUUAAUCUGAAUAGUGCCUGUUUCACAACUGUCCGUGUCGACAACGACAAGUCCCCGAUUUGGAGCCAGGUAUCUCUAACGAAAACCGUUAGGACCCAAGCCGCAGAAGCCAGACCGAUCCAAUCUGAGCUGAUCAACAGUCCCAGGGCGAUUGGACUCACGAUGGUGGCCACCAGUGUUCGUUUUCUGCUCGAACCAGAGCUGAUGGUUUUCGUCAAAGCCACUGUCAAGCUAAGGAAAAACAGUGUUGGUGUUAUAUCCGAGAUAUAG
Molecule: messenger RNA, 1071 nt
Organism: Ogataea philodendri
Lineage: Eukaryota; Fungi; Ascomycota; Pichiomycetes; Pichiales; Pichiaceae
Exons: 4
Coding region: 1-1071 (356 amino acids)
Biological process (GO): regulation of transcription by RNA polymerase II
Cellular component (GO): mediator complex
Molecular function (GO): transcription coregulator activity
Source: RefSeq, a predicted model, not a curated record